AUGUUUAAUGCAGGAAGAAAAUGGAUUUCUUUAAAUCAUAAAGUAUCAGAAGUUGGUGGGUAUAGGAGACACUGGCUUCCCAGUAUCCUUACUAAAAGGGUUCACUGCUCUAGAACCCCUUCUGACCACUCUUCAGGAAGAACAGGUGCCUAUAACCCUUUUUUUAUUGGUGCCCUUAGGUCCUACAUUCAACUCUAUGCUUUCCAACAAGCUGUGCCUUUUCCAAGGUCUGGGGGGGGGGAUGUUAAUACUAAUCUGAAUUUUGCGGGAAGGACUGUCCCUUCCAAUCUCUUGUCAGACGCAAAUGGUGACAAUUUGCAGGCGGCCAUGGCUUUCAGAUCUACCUUUUUGUGA
This is a messenger RNA of Podarcis lilfordi (Lilford's wall lizard), 354 nucleotides long. The record is from the annotation of a GenBank genome assembly. NCBI's taxonomy places the organism in Eukaryota, Metazoa, Chordata, Lepidosauria, Squamata, Lacertidae.